This is a messenger RNA of Symphalangus syndactylus (siamang), 468 nucleotides long. Its product is annotated as anaphase-promoting complex subunit 10-like. Gene Ontology annotation, cellular component: anaphase-promoting complex. Gene Ontology annotation, biological process: anaphase-promoting complex-dependent catabolic process; protein K11-linked ubiquitination. The record is from RefSeq and is a predicted model, not a curated record. NCBI's taxonomy places the organism in Eukaryota, Metazoa, Chordata, Mammalia, Primates, Hylobatidae.
AAAACGACCACACCAAACAAGACACCUCCUGGUGCUGACCCUAAGCAGUUGGAAAGGACUGGAACAGUACGGGAAAUUGGGUCACAAGAAAUUGGGUCACUCUCAUCUUGCAAACCAGGAUUUGGAGUGGAUCAGUUACGAGAUGACAAUCUAGAAACUUAUUGGCAAUCAGAUGGCUCCCAGCCUCAUUUAGUGAACAUCCAAUUCAGCAACUUGAAUUGGUGGAACCAAGUGGCUGGAUUCACAUUCCCUUAACUGAUAAUCAUAGGAAGCCAUGCACGUUAAUGAUAUAGAUUGCUGUUCUAGCCAAUCAUCAAAAUGGAAAAGACACCCAUAUGAGACAAAUUAAAAUAUACACACCGGUAGAAGAGAGCGCCAUUGGUAAAUUUCCUAGAUGUACAACUAUAGAUUUCAUGAUGUAUUGUUCAAUAAGGUGGCUUUAAAAUGAUAUGGAAGUCAUUAAACGUG